AUGGAGUUCGGAGCCACCACAGCGACGCUAACAAAGAAGCUACCUAACGGCCUUGGCGUCAGCGGAAGAUCCGCGUACGACGGUGUUUUCGCUACUCCUAUCAAGCUAAGAGCUCCAAGCUUCUCUCAAUUCGAAGAUUACAACGAGAUUUUCGGUAGUUCAGGAGUUUCUUCUUCGAUUCCGAUUCUCGAACUUCCGGAGCUCAACGAGAGGAGAAUAGUGACGGAUGAUGUUCGGCAUUCGAAGCUCGAUUACUCGAAGGUAUUCGGUGGUUUUGAGAAUCUAGACACUGCUGUGCCAUUCGAGGAGCUGGUUGCCAAGCCUAGAGAGAAAGGAGGUUCAGCAAAUGGAGCAUUGAAACGGAGCAAAGUCAAAAGUGGAGAACAAUCUUUCCGGGAAGAUCAUACUAGCACUUCAAAGGAAACUCCGGUGGUAUCACCUUCAUCCCAUGGGGCCAAAAGGAUCAAUAUGUCGUAUCAUAAAGUUAACCAAGGAAAUGAAAGUGGUACAAACGGGACAACACAUAUAGCUCAACUCCAUGCUGUCCCUGCUUACACUUGUUUAAUUGAGGAAGUCGAUUUAGCGAAGAUGAGCAGAGCUAGAAAGUCUAUACCAGUGGCACAGGAGGCUUAUUCUGAUAGUCAUUGUGAUGAGGGGAUAAGAGAAGAUGAGCAUUGUGCUAAAUCAUUUAUCGAUCCUUCACCAAAUAAUGUGAAGAAACAGUCUUCCGAUAAUGGAGUGAAAGCUAAAAGUAGAUCCGACUCUAUGCCAGUAGCACAGGAUGCUUAUUCUGAUAGCCAUUGUGACGAGGGGAUAAGAGAAGGUGAGCGUUGUGCCAAAUCGUUUAUCGAUCCUGCACAUAAUAAUGCGAAGAAACAGUCCUCCGAUAAUGGAGGGAAAGCUAUAAAUAGAUCCGACUCUGACUCUGUUGACCUGUUUUAUGAUGCAUGUGAGAUUAACAAUGGAAGUGAUGAAGUUCAUCAAGUCAAAGUUCCUUCUUCAGAGGCUAUGAAAGAGAAUUUGGAUAAUAAUAAAAAUAAUAUUAUUGAUGCUCCGACAUCAAUGGCAACCAAUGGUCAAGCAUCUAAAAGUGGCAGAUAUGACAGUCCUGCUGGUGCCGAUUCGCCAACACACUCAGAAGACACGGUUGACUCCAAUUCAGAAGCAGCAGCUUCUGUAGCGGCUUUAAGGAAGGCAAUAGAAGAGGCUCAAAUGAAAAUAAAGGUAGCAAAAGAAUCAAUGAGAAGAAAGAAAGAAGGCUUUCCUGAUCGCGUCAAACAGAAGUCUAGUAUUGACUUGAAAGUCAGGGAAAAAAAGGAAGCUAAACCUGCAUACAAAACAACGGAAGUUAAAGAGAUUAAUACAAGGCAAACAUAUGGAGAAAUGGAUGCUUUGCUGCAAGUUACUUCCGAGGUAGGAAAGCUAAUGACGAGAACAGAGAAAGUAAGAUCAGAUAUUGGGGAUAAAGAAAUGCAUGCUGCCAAUGAAGCUGUACAAGACGCACAGAAUAAAUUGAUAUUUUCUCAAGCCGAACGUAGGGAAAAGGUUGAACUGAAAGAAGCAGAUCUUAAAGGAAAAGAUCUUGAGCUUAAAGAGGCAGGAGGUGCUGAAAAAGUCUCGUACAUUGAAAACACAGGUAGGAAGGUCUUUGAACCAGAAGAAUCUGAUCAUACAAUAGAAAUGGUUAAGGAAUAUUGGGGGCCGAAGAAUGUUGAAGAAAAGGUGUGUGCAGUUAACAAAGCAAGUUCUCAUGAAGAACCUGUCCAUGAAACUAAACAUAGGUGUCAAGAAGUUGCUGGUAAAACAAACCUGAUUCAGGAGACACUUGACAAUGGAAUGAUGGACAAGAGAUUGAAGGUUAAAGAAGUUGAAAAAGUUGAGAGCAAGGUUACACCGUUUAAUGAACCAAAAGACUAUGUAAUUAACCUAGGUGGGCAACCGUCAAAGGUAGGAAAUAAAGAAAAUAUUGGCAAUAAGCCAGAAGGUGGUAAAAAGGUUAGAGCCAGAAAAUAUUGGUCCAUUGAGCAGGAAGAAUGCCAAAAAAAUUUGAGAGCUAUUCUGGAACUGGGAAAAGCUGAGGAAAACACUUCUCAAGAGCAAAAAGAAAGUGAGGACGAUAAAGUUGAAGUUGUCAGUGAGCUGGAAAAAUGUGAAUUGGCAGAGUCUCUGGAGCCAAUAGACAAUGAGAGAGCGUGCAGUCUUCAUCAUCCAGAAUUAAUAAGCACUGACCAAGAAAUGUAUAACUCGGGGUGUUUAGAGGACAAAAAUAGGAAUACAUCUGGUUUUCUGAAUAUAAAUCAAGAGGUCAAACUUUCCUGUUGGAGAGAAGCCACUGAUAGUAAGUUUAGCGAUAUCUAUGUACAGGAAGUACCGGAGGAUAUUGUUGACCAUAUUCAUGACGAUGAAGAAAUUUACGAAAGAAAUACUAAGGCUAGUGAUUUAGUUGGCAACAUGAGGUUUCAAGAUGCCCAUGCUAGUGAAAAUGAACUCGAGGAAGCCGCACAUCUGAUGGAGGAAAAUGAGCGUGAAAGGAAUGACAAGAAGGUGCUAGAAGUAAUUAUAGAGACUCAAACUGAUCCAAUUUAUGAAGAGAUAAGAGCAGCAGAAUCUGGCUACACCACAGGACCCAGUUCUAGUUAUGAGCCAGAGGAAGCUGAGAAGUUGAGCAAAACUCAGGUUUCUAAUACAGUCAAUGAAAAUGAUGAAACUCUUGCAGUAACUCCAGAGUUUUAUUCAUGUGACCUGCAGGAUGAUAUGAUAGUAGCGAGUAAUGCUUCAAUGCAACAGCAAGCGAAAUAUGAAGAGCAAGAUUCUGUUCAAGAGACUAAUGAUUUCAGCGAGAAAUGUGCAAGCCAGACUUCUUCCUUUGAUCAAGUUGCCCCUGUACUCAGUGAAACAGUGCAUCAAAUGAAUAGUACAUUUGAAGCAGUUACCUUUGAAGAUAAUUCUACAAAUGUUGGUGAAAUUGACAUGAUGGUUAGUAAAAAUCAAGAUCAGUGUUUGGAAAAGGCAGAAUCUGAUUGCGAUUUGGCUAUGCUUGUUAAAGAAACAACUCCCGAGUCUAGAGAAAUAUAUAAGGAUUUGAAGGAGGUUAGAGUUGUGUCAGAUGAAGAGAUUGAUGAGAAUAGAUCCCACUCUUCUAGUGAAGCAUCUCAGAUACCUAGUAUGUCUGAAUGGAAAUCAAGCCCCUUCAAAGAAAAGGAAGUUAAAUCAAUUAACAGCAAAAUAAAGGAGAGUCAUCAAACAUCCAUGACAAUGGAAGCGAAAGAAGCCAAUGGUAAGGCACAGAAGGUAGAGGUGGAUAAGGAACUCCUUAAGAAAAUUGAUGAAGCAAAACAUAAAGAAAGAGAAAAGGAGAAAUUAGCUGUAGAAAGAGCAAUCCGUGAAGCUCGUGAAAGGGCAUUUGCUGAUGCAAAAGAAAGGGCAGCUCUGGAGAGAGUUGCAACUGAAGCACGUCAAAAGAACAUUAUGAAUGGACGAGAAAGGCUAAAAACCACUAGUCAAGCAAAUGAAAAAACACCGGCUGAGAAGGCUGCUAUGGAAGCAAAACUUAAAGCUGAACGUGCCGCGGUGGAGAGAGCGACUGCAGAGGCAAGAGCACGCGCCCUGGAGAGGGCACUGUCUGAGAAGGCUGCUUCUGAUGCAAGAAAUAAAUCCGACAAGUCUGUUCCCGAGAAGUUUGUUGGUACUUCCAGAGGUAAUGGAAUGAAGCAAAACUUCCAUUCAAAGUCUUUCAGCUAUGGUGUUCGUGAUUCUUCCGAGGUCUUGGAUGGAGCUAACGCUGACUCUGCUCAGAGAUGUAAAGCUAGGUCCGAGAGGCAUCAGAGAAUAGGAGAUCGUGUGGCAAAGGCUCUUGCAGAAAAGAGUAUGCGGGAUCGGCUUGUGCAGAAAGAACAAGACGAAAGAAAUAGGGUAGCUGAAGCUCUGGAUGCCGAUGUUAAAAGGUGGUCAAGUGGGAAAACAGGAAACUUGAGGGCAUUGCUUUCAACAUUACAAUAUAUCCUUGGGCCUGAUAGCGGCUGGCAAUCAAUUCCUUUAACAGAAAUAGUAACCACCCCUGCUGUAAAGAAAGCUUAUCGUAAAGCCACUCUGUGUGUGCAUCCAGACAAGCUGCAGCAGCGAGGGGCUAGCGUUCAGCAAAAGUACACUUGUGAGAAGGUUUUCGAUCUUCUAAAGGAAGCUUGGAACAGAUUCAACAUGGAAGAAAGGUGA
Vicia faba (fava bean) is the source of this 4212-nucleotide messenger RNA. The record is from the annotation of a GenBank genome assembly. NCBI's taxonomy places the organism in Eukaryota, Viridiplantae, Streptophyta, Magnoliopsida, Fabales, Fabaceae.